CUCCCCUCCGCCCUCGGCGGCCGCUCGCAGCCGGUCAUCCCGCACCGCACGGGACGGCACCGAGCCGGACUCCCGCACCCACCGCGGGGAUUCCUCGGCGCUCAGCGGGAAGCCCCGGCGGGGAGCGGCGGGCUCUGCUCGGCAGCGCUGAGGUGUCGGUCCGCGCGGGCGCUGCCCGGCAGGACGGGGGUCUCGCCGCAGCCCGGAAAGCCCCGCCGGGCCGGGGUUUCCCCGCCGCCCCCGGGUGACGCAGCCGUGCCGCUGGGGGCGGCUCUAAGGGCCGCUGCCCGCCGCCACGCGCGCACUCGAGAGCGCUGCGCCGCCGCGCACCGACCCCAUGGGAGCGGCCGCCCCGCUGCUGCGCGCCGCGCUGCUGUUGGCGCUGAGCCCGGCGCACGCGGCCGCCGCUCCGUGCGCCGCCAUCUGCCCCGCGGGUACCUUCGUGGCCGGCGCGGGUUGCGGGUGGGGAGCGAACUGCCAGCAGUGCCCGUCCGACACCUUCUCCAGCGUGGUGGGAGCCAGCAGCUGCAACCUGUGCCGCAAGUGCGAAGGAAGAUUCAAAUACUUAAAGGUGUGUUCACCAAUAAGUGACGCUGAGUGCACGUGCAAGGAGGGAUAUCGCUGCAGUGACGAUGGCUGCUCCCGCUGUGACAGAAGCUGUGGGCUGGGCAAGGAGAGAACUAGGAGCGGUUGCCAGGCUUGCCCUUAUGGAACUUUUAAUGAUCAACCUGAUGGCUCCUGUAAAAACUGGACAAUAUGUUCUGAAAACCAGGUUCUGCAGCCUGGAACUGCAACAAAAGAUGCAGUUUGCAAACACAGUUCAGAUAAUCCCACUUCAGCCACCACUUUACCUACCACUUCUCCUGCAGUUCCAUUUCCUAUCGCUGUGCCAGGGAAAGACCUCCAGAUGGACAUUAUCAGAAUUUCUCUCGCUGUAGCAGGGCUGUUGUGCAUAGCAUUUCUCCUGCCUUUGUGUGUAUGCCUCAGCGUCUGGCAGAAAAAGAAGCUACAUGCUGUCUUCAAGAAAAUGCAGACUACUCCUGAACAGUCAAUCCAGGAAGAGACCUGCAGCUGCCGCUUCCCUGAGGAGGAACAAGGCGAAGAUCAAGAUUGUGGCAAAUCCACAGAAUUCAGAGAUCUUUUGGAGAAUUAAGAAUUGGACUGUCCAGGUCAUCCGUAUUUGUUUCCUCUUAGAACACAACGUUACAAUUUGUGAAUUUCAGAGUGCUAAGUAGUCCAUCCUCUAAGGAGAAAGCACAUCUUUUCUAGUUUGACUGUUACCUAGGACUGGGAAUCAUAUUUCUAAGCAGUACUAGUACUGCUGUGCUUAAAACCAAUAGAAGGGCAGUAUGGCAUUCUAGCUGCCUGAGCCAUAACUUAUAUGAAGCCUGAAAGCAUUUGUCCCUUUAAUGGAGAUCUGUAGCAUGUAGAAGAGCUGCGUGUGCCACUCAUGGUCUCUGCAUUACUGUUACGAGCUGUAGCUCUUCUCAAAGCGUAGCUCAAACCCAGCAGUGUUGGGUUUCUUCUGCAAAUACAGAUCUCAUCUCACACUUUCAGUUGCCAGCAGCCAUGGAAACAUAUCUAGCCUGACCACCACCCCAGCCUCUUAUGUCAGAGACAGGAAAAUGUAAAAAAAAAAA
Phasianus colchicus (ring-necked pheasant) is the source of this 1640-nucleotide messenger RNA. It is a transcript of the gene TNFRSF9, whose product is annotated as TNF receptor superfamily member 9. NCBI's taxonomy places the organism in Eukaryota, Metazoa, Chordata, Aves, Galliformes, Phasianidae. The record is from RefSeq and is a predicted model, not a curated record. Gene Ontology annotation, molecular function: protein binding; signaling receptor activity. Gene Ontology annotation, biological process: regulation of cell population proliferation.